AUGAUUUUCCAAUACACCAUCCUCGCCGCCCUGGCGACUAUUGCCCUAGCAAAGCCAACUCCCACCAGAACCACCAACUCGCUCCAGAACCGGGAUCUCUGCAACGACCACGAGAACCAGCUCGCAACAUGGUACGACAAGGGCACCGACCCGAACCAGAUCACGGCCUGCGGACACAAGUACGACCCUACCGCCAUCGUCGUGGCCAUUUCCACCGACGUGCCCAACUACAAGCAGUACUGCGGUCGACAGAUCCUCAUCUCCUCGCGGGAGCAGACGGCUGCGGUGAUUGCCGUCAUUGACGACGCGAAUGCCACGGGCACGCUGGGGGAGUUUGCGCUGGACUUGUCGCCGGCGGUGUUUGAUAUCCUUUCGCCGACGGAUCUUACGGUUGAUGCGGAUGGGGAGGUUGCUAUUGAUUGGGUUGUGCUGGGUGGUGAUCCGUGCCCUUGA
Molecule: messenger RNA, 453 nt
Organism: Trichoderma reesei QM6a
Lineage: Eukaryota; Fungi; Ascomycota; Sordariomycetes; Hypocreales; Hypocreaceae
Exons: 1
Coding region: 1-453 (150 amino acids)
Source: RefSeq, a predicted model, not a curated record